GGGGGCGGGGGGCGCGGCGGCGGCUCCAAGAUGGCCGCGGUGUCGGUGUUCCCCGGCGUGCGGCUCCUCACGAUCGGGGACGCCAACGGCGAGAUCCAGCGGCACCAGGAGCAGCAGCCGCUGCGCCUCGAGGUCCGCACCGGCCCCGACAGCGCGGGGCUGGCGCUCUACGGCCAUGAAGAUGUCUGCGUGUUCAAGUGCUCCGUGUCCCGAGAGACCGAGUGCAGCCGCGUGGGCAAACAGUCCUUCAUCAUCACGCUGGGCUGCAACAGCGUCCUCGUCCAGUUCGCCACCCCCAACGAUUUCUGUUCGUUUUAUAACAUCCUGAAAAACUGCCGAGGCCACAACACGGAGCGCUCGGUCUUCAGCGAGCGGACGGAGGAGUCCUCGGCCGUGCAGUACUUCCAGUUCUACGGGUACCUGUCGCAGCAGCAGAACAUGAUGCAGGACUACGUCCGGACGGGCACCUACCAGCGAGCCAUCCUGCAGAACCACAGCGACUUCAAGGACAAGAUCGUCCUGGACGUCGGCUGCGGCUCCGGCAUCCUCUCCUUCUUCGCGGCGCAGGCCGGGGCGAGGAAGAUCUACGCGGUGGAAGCCAGCACCAUGGCCCAGCACGCGGAGGUGCUGGUGAAGAGCAACAACCUGACGGAGCGCAUCGUGGUCAUCCCGGGGAAGGUGGAGGAGGUCUCGCUGCCCGAGCAGGUGGACAUCAUCAUCUCCGAGCCCAUGGGCUACAUGCUCUUCAACGAGCGCAUGCUGGAGAGCUACUUGCACGCCAAGAAGUACCUGAAACCCAGCGGGAACAUGUUCCCCACGAUCGGCGACGUCCACUUGGCCCCGUUCACGGACGAGCAGCUCUACAUGGAGCAGUUCACCAAGGCCAACUUCUGGUACCAGCCGUCCUUCCACGGCGUCGACCUCUCCGCGCUCCGAGGGGCGGCCGUGGAUGAGUAUUUCAGGCAGCCCGUGGUGGACACCUUCGAUAUCAGGAUCUUGAUGGCCAAAUCGGUCAAAUACACCGUGAAUUUCUUAGAAGCCAAAGAAGGCGACUUGCACAGGAUAGAAAUCCCCUUCAAGUUCCACAUGCUGCAUUCGGGGCUGGUCCACGGCUUGGCCUUCUGGUUCGACGUAGCCUUCAUCGGCUCCAUAAUGACGGUGUGGCUCUCGACGGCCCCCACCGAGCCGCUGACCCACUGGUACCAGGUCCGGUGCCUGUUCCAGUCGCCGCUCUUCGCCAAAGCCGGCGACACGCUCUCAGGGACUUGCCUCCUCAUCGCCAACAAGAGACAGAGCUACGACAUCAGCAUCGUGGCGCAGGUGGACCAGACGGGCUCCAAGUCCAGCAACCUCCUCGACCUGAAAAACCCCUUCUUCAGGUACACGGGGACGACCCCCUCGCCGCCCCCCGGCUCCCACUACACGUCCCCCUCGGAGAACAUGUGGAACACAGGCAGCACCUACAACAUGAGCACGGGGAUGGCCGUGGCCGGAAUGCCGGCGGCGUACGACCUCAGCAGCGUUAUCGCCGGCGGCUCCAACGUUGGCCACAACAACCUGAUUCCCUUAGGUGAGUGGGGGGUGUGGGGGGCUUUGGGGAGGGGAUUUGGGGUGGGGGGGGUCACAGCAGCCUCCAGCCUCACCCCGCUGCCCCCUCCCAAUGCCACAGCCAACACCGGUAUCGUCAACCACACUCACUCCAGGAUGGGCUCCAUCAUGAGCACAGGCAUCGUCCAAGGCUCCUCCAGCGGCCAGAGCGGCGGCGGCUCCAGCACCCACUACCCCCUCAACAGCCAGUUCACCAUGGGGGGCCCCGCCAUCUCCAUGGCCUCGCCCAUGUCCAUCACCACCAACACGAUGCACUACGGGAGCUAGGGGCCUCCCGGGACUGCCCGCGCCGGGAGCCCCCGCGCCCCCGCCGACGCCGCCCAGCCCCCGCCGGACCUGGGUGGGGUUUAUCUCCCCCCCCCCACCCCCCCCCUAUUUUUUUUUGUUGUUUUUUUUUUUGUUGUUUUUUUUUGGUUGUUUGGUUUUUUAACGAAAAUCCAGCCCCUCGCCCCCCGCCUUCCAUCGCAGCCAGGGCGCUCGGGGCCCCCCGCCGGGGCGGGGCGGGGCGCAAACGGCUUGAAUGUACCGAAAGCCCCUGUUUUGGCCCCGUUUGGGGGCGGCGGGGCUGACGCCCCCCCCCGCCCCACCACACCCCGUUCACGGCAGGCUCCCCGGGGCCGGCGGCGCGGUUCGGCGCCUGAGCUCUCCUCUCCCCUGUUUUCCCCUCGAGGGGGGCGGCGGGGACCCCCGGGGCCGGGGGGGGGGGCCGGGGGGGUUGCGGCCCCUCCCCAGGCCGUCGCGUAGGAAUAGCAAAAGCUGCUGUUUAUUAUUUUUUUGUCUUUUUUUUUUCGGCUGUAGUACUGAAUAAACGGGAGGGUUUCGAAGGA
Molecule: messenger RNA, 2435 nt
Organism: Phalacrocorax carbo (great cormorant)
Lineage: Eukaryota; Metazoa; Chordata; Aves; Suliformes; Phalacrocoracidae
Source: RefSeq, a predicted model, not a curated record